This is a messenger RNA of Nymphaea colorata (pocket water lily), 2081 nucleotides long. RefSeq names its product fatty acyl-CoA reductase 6, chloroplastic-like. The transcript is spliced from 9 exons. The coding region runs from base 4 to 1854 and encodes 616 amino acids. Gene Ontology annotation, biological process: suberin biosynthetic process; long-chain fatty-acyl-CoA metabolic process. Gene Ontology annotation, molecular function: alcohol-forming very long-chain fatty acyl-CoA reductase (NADP+) activity. Gene Ontology annotation, cellular component: intracellular membrane-bounded organelle. The record is from RefSeq and is a predicted model, not a curated record. Lineage: Eukaryota; Viridiplantae; Streptophyta; Magnoliopsida; Nymphaeales; Nymphaeaceae.
GCAAUGCUCGAAACUCUCCAGCCUAUCAAGCCUCCCGCAAAGAUCAAUCUCGAGACAUUCUUCCUUCCUCAUCACCAUAUCAUGUUUAGCUUAGGUCACUUUUCUUUCAUGUCUCCUCCCACAAUGAAUGCUACACGUCUAGCAGCUAACCAAGUGCCUGCGAAUUAUUCCGUCAGCUGCAUCAGCCCUCCCCAUCAUCUCCGGUCGCCCACACCACAGCCGGCCUGCUGCACCUUCAAUUCCUUCCCUGUCAAAAUCACGCAACCAGCUUCCCUCGUGAGAAUGGUGGACGUCAAGCGGCCAUCUCAAUCGAAAAGGUCAUUGGUGGCCACAAGGGCUGGAAUGUUGACGACGCCGAAGGAGAGGGAGGUGGCUGCAGAAGAAGAAGAAGAAGAAGAAGAGGACGGCUGUGGUCUAGGGAUCGUGGAAUUCCUCAGAGAUAAGAACAUGCUUAUCACAGGAACGACCGGCUUUGUCGGAAAACUGCUUAUAGAGAAGAUCCUCCGGAGUCAGCCUGACGUAGGCAAGCUUUUCCUUCUCAUUCAAGGGCCAAACCAAGAGGCUGUGAACAAAAGAUUAAGACACGAAAUAAUCAACGCCAAACUCUUCAAGCGUUUGAAGGGAGUCCACGGGAGUUCUUACGAAGCUUUUAUGCUAAGCAAGCUGGUCCCAGUAGUUGCACAUCUUGGAGAGGACUCUUUGGGAAUGGAGGGAAAAGUGCACAAAGAUAUUGUAGACAAUGUUGACGUAAUUGUAACUUGCGCUGCGAACACGAAGUUUGAUGAAAGGUAUGAUGUGGCUCUGAAUACAAACACCAAUGGGGCAUCGAGGCUGGUAAAGCUUGCAAGAAGAUGCAGGAAACUUAAGGUCUUCUUGCAUGUUUCCACAGCUUAUGUGAAUGGACCGAGAACUGGGCUGUUAAAGGAAAGGCCAUUCUUCCUCGGAGAAAGCAUUGCACGAGAGGAAGCUAUGGCAACACAUUCUCAGGAAAUCCCACCCAUCUUGGAUAUCGGAGCCGAAACAAAGAUAAUAAACGACACUCUGGAAGGACGGGCGGAAAACACGACAUCUCUAACUCCAAGAAUGAAAGAGCUGGGUCUCGAAAGGGCAAAGAUCCACAGCUGGCAAAAUGUUUACUCUUUCACAAAAGCGAUGGGUGAGAUGGUGAUCGGUACCAUCUCAAGCGACCUCCCAACAGUCAUUGUUCGGCCUACCAUCAUUGGAAGCACAAUUCAAGACCCAUUCCCGGGGUGGAUUCAAGGACUCAGAAUGGCAGACCCAGUCAUUAUCUACUACGGGAAAGGCCAAUUUAACGUCUUCACAGCGGAAGGAAAGACUGUUCUUGACAUGGUGCCCGCAGACAUGGUUAUAAACGCAAUCUUGGCCGCAAUGGUAAGGCAUGGAUCAUCAGGCGUUCCUGGCCUGAAUAUUUAUCACGUUGGGACAAGUUCCACAAACCCCCUGCGAGCGGAUGAGCUGUUUAAUCACUGUUAUGAGCACUUUCAUUCCUUCCCUUUGAUUGAUUCACAAGGAAAAUUUGUCCAUAUAGAAAGGAUGAAGUUCUUUGACACACUGGAAGCGAUGUCUUCAUAUUUGUCGGCUGGCGAAAACGGCAGAUUGAAAAAGGCAAAAGACAUGCACAUCUUAAGGAAGCUAUCGGUAACAUAUGAGCCAUACAGUAGUUAUAAAGGAAGGUUUGAUAUCGCAAAUGCAAAAAAAUUGAUGAAGAGAAUGUCGCGAGUGGAGAGAAGCAACUUCACAUUUGAUGUGGCAGCAAUAGACUGGAGGGAUUACAUUGUCAACGUGCACAUUCCUGGUCUACGGAAGCAUAUCAUCAAUGGCGGUGGUUCAUGAGCAAAAUAUUUCACAACCUUUAUGUAUAUAUCAUAUCUUCAUUUACCUGUCUGGUUUCGUUAAGAAACCAUGCCAUUUAGAAGGCUAUGUUGUGCGUUUAACUAAAUUGCAUCUUUACUCUUUCAUGCGUCGGUCGUAUACCAUUGUAAUGCUUGCUAAACGUUGUGCUUCAUGGAACAACAGCUUUGCUGUUUUAGUUAUGAAAUAAAAAUGCUUUGGUUCAAUGA